Tuber aestivum (summer truffle) is the source of this 159-nucleotide messenger RNA. The record is from the annotation of a GenBank genome assembly. NCBI's taxonomy places the organism in Eukaryota, Fungi, Ascomycota, Pezizomycetes, Pezizales, Tuberaceae.
CCACCGCCUUCCCCGGCCCUUCAACCAUAUCAUGGAACUUAUCAAUCCAUUUCUCCAUUCCCCUCACCAACGCUUUCGCCAUUGCCACUCUUUUCUGCCUCUAGAUCAAUCUCUAUAGCAGGCCACUCACUGAACAGUGCAUUCUCACUUGGCCCCUCU